AUGCAGCUUCAAGGGCCUGUCUUUGUGGGUGUGCCCCUCCUGGGACCCAUCCUGAUUUGUAUGUUCACUCCUAAUGAUUUGUCCGGUUGGUGUGAGGAUGACAGGAAGCUGUCGUGGUGUCCACCCCACAAGGUCAUAUUGCCUGUGUGGGCAACCAUCUACUCUGUCAUGGGCUAUGCCUCCUACCUGGUGUGGAAGGACCUGGGAGGGGGCUUCCGGUGGCCCCUAGCACUGCCCCUUGGCCUCUACACUUUCCAGCUCACCCUCAGCUGGACCUUCUUGGUGCUCUUCUUGACAGCCAACAACCCUGGGCUGGCCCUCCUGGACCUGUUGCUCCUCUAUGGGCUGGUGGCAAGCAUGGUGCUCAUCUGGCAGCCGAUCAACAAGCUGGCUGCUCUGCUCCUACUGCCCUACCUGGCCUGGCUCACUGUGACUACCGCCAUCACCUACCGCCUGUGGAGGGACAGCUUAUGUCCAGCGUACCAGCCUUAGCCAUCAAGAAGAGCAACUGAGGCGCCAGGGAA
Messenger RNA from Microtus oregoni (creeping vole), 524 nucleotides. RefSeq names its product translocator protein 2 (gene Tspo2). The record is from RefSeq and is a predicted model, not a curated record. Gene Ontology annotation, cellular component: endoplasmic reticulum; membrane. Lineage: Eukaryota; Metazoa; Chordata; Mammalia; Rodentia; Cricetidae. The transcript is spliced from 3 exons. Gene Ontology annotation, molecular function: cholesterol binding. The coding region runs from base 1 to 492 and encodes 163 amino acids.